UGCUGCCCCACUGCGUAGGUGAUUUUGUUCCUUAUCUCAGAAUUUGAAACGUGGUUUUUGUACGAGAUGUCAAGGAGUAGUAUCUCUUUUCAGCUCUGCAAAGUUCAGAGCCGUUCAACUUUUGAAGAAUUUCAAUCCGGAAGUCGUAUUUUUAUACCUAGUGCACUCGGUGACGUAAUAUCCUUCAUCGGCAACGUAGAAAGUUUUCAGCUUUAAUUGAUGUCUCUUUCUAUGGACAUUUUACAUCACAUAUAACCAUUCCACAGAUCUGUGAAUUAUCUGAUUGAGUCGUCUCUGAAGUCCACAAGACAUGGCCCAAGUUCUCCUUCCGGUGGCCACUACUCUCGCCUCGCUUUCAGUUCCCGCGCUAUGGGCCAGACACUGCAGCCAAUCAGAGAGCCGCGUCUUCUACGCAGACGCUGGCCACGUCACUUCCUUUUGGGACGCGGUCCAAACGUGCUCUCGGCUGAACGGCUUUCUCGCCGAGUUCCAAACCCCGGCUGACAACACGACGUUUUCCUACUUGAACAAAACGGCAGUGGCUCCGAAUGAGCACUUGGUGGUGGGCGCCGUGUCGUUUGGCAACACAUCUGUCUUCCGGUGGUACACGUCGGGCGAGAUCGUGGAGACGAUUGGUGACGUAGACAGCGCCAUGAACGUCAGCCGUUCGGCGGGCACGGAGGGAGAGAAGUGCUUUUUCCUCAUGGGGGGCCGCCUAGUCCGUGGUGUCUGCGAAGGCUGGGAGCCUCAACUUGUCCACGCGCUGUGCCAGAUAAACCUCCACGAGCAAAAGUUCCAAACCGGGGCCUGUACCCUGUGUAUGUGCCCGGGCAUGAGUAGACCGCAGUGUAAGACAACGGUGUGCGGCUGGCCGUGCGCUGAGCUCAUCGAGACAACCACGUGUGAGUACUACUACCCGUGCAGGAGCAAUAAAACAUCUGCCAGGGAUGCUGGUUCGAGGAACCCUGUAAUGCGAUCACGGGAAGAUGUCUCCACACCCACGUCCAGAAGAGAAUGGUGUGUGACGAGCCAGGCAUGUACGGGCGGGAGUGCGACAAGAGCUGUAAGGUACACCCCUCUGGUCUGUGCACGGGAUGUGAUCGAGACCACGGAGAUAGGUGUGGGGAUUGCAAGUACGGAUACCAUCUCAACGCUGCCGGCCUGUGUGACGAAUGCCCAGACAACAUGUUUGGCUUCCGGUGUCAAGAAGACUGUGAUGUCAGCUGCCCCGAGCAGAAAGGCUGCAACAAGUUCACGUCUGAAUGUAACG
Aplysia californica (California sea hare) is the source of this 1270-nucleotide messenger RNA. RefSeq lists its product as uncharacterized. Lineage: Eukaryota; Metazoa; Mollusca; Gastropoda; Aplysiida; Aplysiidae. The record is from RefSeq and is a predicted model, not a curated record.